GCUAGGUGCACCCAAUGAGACCUACACCACACAGAUGAUGACCAGAGUGAUUGAGUUCGAGACUGAGCUGGCGAAUAUCACGACUCCAGAUGAGGAACGAAGAGAUGAGGAGAAGAUGUAUCAUAAGUACACACUGUCCAACAUGACGCGGACCUUUAAUCAGGUGGGCUGGGUGCACCUAGUGAACCACCUGCUGAGUGUGGUUAGUCUGAGCGUCCAGCCCACGGAGCAUGUGGUCGUGUACGCGCCCGAGUACCUGGAGCAGAUGAACACGCUGCUGGCGCACUACCGCAACACAGAGGAUGGGCUUAUGUGUGCAAGGUAACGAUGAUGUGUGGCACACCUGUAUCACAAACACAGACUCUGUCCUGGGCUUUGCGACGGGAGCCCUUUUUGUCAAGGACACAUUUAAAGGAGAGAGCAGGGGCAAGGCCAAGGAGAUGAUAGAGAAUGUACGCGAGGCUUUCAAGGAAAACCUUCCCAGGCUAAAGUGGAUGGAUCCAAAGACACAAGCAGCAGCCAUUGAUAAGGCCAACGCUGUCACAGACAUGAUUGGCUACCCGACCUACAUCUUAGAUACCGCCAAGCUGGACAAGAAAUACGAAGGGCUCAACAUAAACGCCUCUGACUACUUCGGUAACAACCUGGCUUGUCUUCGGUUCAGCAUAAAAAAGUCGCUUGAGAAACUCCGGAAAGUUCCCAAAAAUGAGUGGGUGAUGACGCCCCCGACCGUCAACGCCUACUACACUGCCAGUAAGAACACCAUUGUGUUCCCUGCAGGCAUUCUGCAGGCUCCGUUCUUCGACAAAAGCUUUCCUCAAUCUCUCAACUAUGGGGCAAUGGGAGUGGUGAUGGGACAUGAGCUGACCCAUGGCUUUGAUGAUCAAGGUCGGGAAUUUGACAAAAACGGAAAUCUGAAACAGUGGUGGGACCCGGCGGCCAUACGUCGCUUCCAGGAGAAGACUCAGUGUAUGGUGGACCAGUACAGUUCCUACACGAUACACGGCGAGCACGAACGGGGUAAACAGACCCUUGGAGAGAAUAUAGCAGACAAUGGAGGGCUCAAGUCUGCCUACCAUGCGUAUAAGAACUGGGUGUCUCGCAAUGGUGAGGAGCAGCUCCUUCCAGCCAUCGGCCUCUCUCAUCAGCAGCUGUUCUUCCUCAGCUUUGCUCAGGUGUGGUGCUGGAACAGCAAGCCUGAGAGUGACCACCUGCAGGUCAUCAAGGAUGCGCACGCCCCAGCAAAAUCAAGACCCUAUAUAUAUAUAUUUAUAUAAUAUUUUAAUGAAUUCCAUGCUUUUCAAAGAGAUGGAGACCUGGAACUGAAAUAUCAUUGGAUGGACAUUUGGUGACUAUUUAACUUUGAUGAAGAUGUUUCUUAAACCUGUAAAGUUCUUGGCUUGUUUCCCGUUAUUUCCUUGUUGCAAAUUUCGAUGAAAAUACGCAAACACGUUAGCAUUUUCCAUUGUAUAAAGACAGAUUUCAAGCAAGCUUAUUUUAACCACCUAAGUGUUCAAAAAGAAUGAGGAUUUAAUGUGGAUACAGUUAGAGUGCAGGCAAGCUGAAUAUCUAUGAAAAAUGAGGAAAACAGGAAGAGAGAAAAAAAAUCAAACAAAAAUGCAGUGUCUAGUCAGUCCAGUAGAUGUGCCAACUUGUAGAACCUAAUGUCAGGAGAAUGAAUGGACCCCUUAUCCUGGUCACCUACUUACAUUGUACAUGACCUGUGUAUGUCUUUUUGACGAAUUGCAUGGAUGGAUGAUGUGAGGGGAAAAAAUGGUUCCAAGUCGUUUUGAGAAAGGACACAAACAGAUCGUGCUGACUGUACAGCUUGAAGGAUUGUGUGCAUCAUUCAACUGGGAUCAUCAGUUGGAUUAUUUUUGCUGUAUUCAUUAAGUUAUAUUUGAUGAUAUCACACCAAUGUUUGAAAAUAUUGUUAUGUUUGAUGAUGUCAUCGGUGUUUAUAUUUUGUUCGGUCUGAUGGUAUUGCUAGACAUUUUGUUUUAUUUGACAAGCUGCUCUAUUCUUUUGCUCUGUGCAAUCAGAGCAUCAUGUCAGUGUGUGCAUUCUGAGAAGUUGGGGAGCUUCGUAAAAUUGUUGUUGAUGUUAUUGUGUUGUUGUUGUUACUGUUUAUCCAGCGCCUAUUGAAAAACUAAUUGGAUGCAUGAGAGUUUAAAUGGAGUGCAAUAAUAUAUUUGAGUUUGAAGGUUUAAUAUUUCAGUCAUAAGCUCUAAGCAUUGAGUUUUUUGGUGGGUUUUUUUUAGAAAAGCAUUUAUAUUCUAGUCUUGGGAUUAGAGCUAGUUUUUAAAUUACCCACCUUACAUAGAGAGAUACAUGUGUUGUGAACUCUGACUCACAAUCAACAAAGACAGUGUUAUUGAACACACUGUCUGUCUUGUCUGCAUGUGCAGGUCAAAGAGUGUGUGCAGAUCAUCACCCUAGUUUUUAUUUUUAGCAAUCAGACUUGCAAUGAAGCUGGGCCAAUAAAACUGAAGCCAAAUGUUUUGUCUUGAUUUAGGUUGAGAAUGUCCAUGGUUUCAUUACAGAAAAAA
Molecule: messenger RNA, 2549 nt
Organism: Aplysia californica (California sea hare)
Lineage: Eukaryota; Metazoa; Mollusca; Gastropoda; Aplysiida; Aplysiidae
Product: endothelin-converting enzyme homolog
Biological process (GO): protein processing
Cellular component (GO): plasma membrane
Molecular function (GO): metalloendopeptidase activity
Source: RefSeq, a predicted model, not a curated record